AAUACUAGUCAAAUAUUGAUAAUAAGGAAAUGUUCGGUACGAUUUCGGACAACAGGAGCACAAUAACGGACGCGUUCAAUAUCGACAUGGAAUCAAAGAGUCAGGUGAAAUUUGACCAGGAUGUCUGGUCGGAGACAUUACUGAAAAACUCGAGGAGGCGGUCGACGUCCACUGUACCUGGAAUUUCGGCAAUUAACCGAGAUCACGAAUACGACGAUGACGAAUCCGAGGGUUCAGAGGUGGAAACCAACGCUCGGCGGGAAUCGGAGUACACGGGACCGUUUGAAAUCAGUGCCGGAAUUUUGAAACAAAUACGACAAGAAUUGUGUCUCAUACAACUCAGCUGGCCUCCAGAGAUCAAGUGUAUCGACAUCGACGAAAAUUUUCUACCUUCAAGUUACAACAACAACAGCGACAAAGAAAAGCUUUUGCUUUGGUAUACUGAAAAUUUUCGAAAACAAUAUCACACCAUUUACGCGAAUAGAAAACCAUUGCUGUUCGCACGCGACAACGAAUGCGGGAUACACAAGUUUGUCUCGACGACCAUCAGACCGAGUACCCUGCCGUAUCCGGAAUUGUCUACGUGGCAAGGAUGCGCGAAAUUCGUCAGCGACUACCUGACGUACGAACCACCAAGAAAUCCAAUUCUUAUGGUAAGUUUUCCGCUCAAUUUCUGCCUACCAGCUCCAGUCAGUGUCCGAUCAGUGUCAGUAUCAAUCUAUCCCAUUCACAGAUCUCCGCAAGUACUCGCUUAUUGA
This is a messenger RNA of Diprion similis, 758 nucleotides long. RefSeq names its product dynein regulatory complex subunit 7-like. The coding region runs from base 30 to 758 and encodes 242 amino acids. Gene Ontology annotation, cellular component: motile cilium. The transcript has 2 exons. Lineage: Eukaryota; Metazoa; Arthropoda; Insecta; Hymenoptera; Diprionidae. The record is from RefSeq and is a predicted model, not a curated record. Gene Ontology annotation, biological process: flagellated sperm motility.